CAGGCAGGAGGUUGUUGUUGGGCGCCGCCAUAACCAAGCUGCUGGUUGUGCUGGUGGAGAGGCGCAGGUGGCUGAGCCAGUGCUGCCCUGUGAGCUCCCUCCCCGCAGGAGCCUCUGCAGGACCCCCGACUCGUGAGAAGCUGGGAAGGGUGUAGCCCUGCAGCCUGCUACAUGCUUCCCAGGCUGGAGAACAUGAACACACCUUCAGUGUUGGUGUCUUUUGAAGAUGUGGCUGUGGACUUUACCCAGGAAGAAUGGAAGACAAUGGACAAUACUCAGCAGACUCUGUACAGAGAGGUGAUGCUUGAGACCUAUAACAAUCUGCUGUCCUUGGGGUACUCCAUGACAAAGCCUGAUGUGAUCUUCAAGUUGGAGCAAGAAUCAGCACCAUGGACAUCAAACAUGAGCGUACAUUACAGAAUGCACAUUGGGGAAAAACCUUAUGAAUGUACUGAGUGUGGAAAAUGCUUUUAUUAUAAGCCACACCUCAUUGCACAUCAGAGAAUCCACUCUGGGGAAAAGCCUUAUGAAUGUAGUUGGUGUGGAAAAGCUUUUCUUCAUAAGUCAAGUAUAAUCAUACAUCAGAGAAUCCACACUGGGGAAAAACCUUAUGAAUGUAGUGAGUGUGGAAAAGCUUUUACCAACCAGUCAGAUUUCACUCGUCAUCAGAGAAGGCACACAGGUGAAAAACCUUAUGAAUGCAGUGAGUGUGGAAAAGCUUUUGUUUGUAAGUCAAACCUGAUUAGACAUCAGAGAAUUCACACUGGGGAAAAACCUUAUGAAUGUAGUGAGUGUGGAAAAGGGUUUUCUCAGAUUCCACACCUCUUUACACAUCAGAGAAUGCACACAGGGGAAAAACCUUAUGGAUGUAGUGAGUGUGGAAAAGCUUUUGUUGAAACGUCACAGCUCAUUAGACAUCAGAGAAUCCACACAGGGGAGAAACCCUAUAAAUGUAGUGAGUGUGGAAAAGCUUUUUCUGAUAAGUCAAGCAUUAGAUCUCAUCAGAGAAUCCACACUGGGGAGAAACCUUAUGAAUGUAAAGAGUGUGGAAAAGCUUUUUCUCAGAAGUCACACCUAAUCAGACAUUGGAUGAUCCACACAGGGGGAGAAACCUUACGAAUGUAG
Molecule: messenger RNA, 1125 nt
Organism: Ochotona princeps (American pika)
Lineage: Eukaryota; Metazoa; Chordata; Mammalia; Lagomorpha; Ochotonidae
Product: zinc finger protein 331-like
Exons: 5
Coding region: 172-1125 (317 amino acids)
Biological process (GO): negative regulation of transcription by RNA polymerase II
Molecular function (GO): DNA-binding transcription repressor activity, RNA polymerase II-specific
Source: RefSeq, a predicted model, not a curated record